AUGUCAGCCGAGGGCAAGGAGAACAGUAUUGAUCCUGUGGCAGUGCGUGCAGAGCUGAAAGCGUGGGAAACGGCGUUUAAGGAGCAGAAUGGUCGGAAAGCUGGACGUGAGGAUAUCAAGAAAGACGCGACUAUACAGGCGAAAUACAAGCUAUACAACGAAUUGACCUCGAGGGCUUCCCGACCGAAGACCGCUUCAACACCCAGCAAAAUCAUCAAGCAUUCCCGAAUCGAGAAGCCUGCGAAAGCGACGCCUAAGAGAACGCCGAGCAAGAAGCUAUCUACCUUACAAGGCCCUGUCUUAUCACCUGUACAAGAAGCCGAACCUACACCUGCCUUCAUCCGGAAUGCACUGGGCCCAACACCACAUCGAGACGGCCAAGUUCUGAGCAUCUUCGACAUCGCCAUCGAGAGCACGCCAUUGAAAGGCGACAGUCCAUCAAAGACCAAUGGCAUAGCAUUGAUCGCAGGCACCCCAAGCAAAAGCGCUACAGCCGCCUCAGAAGAAUCAGGACACUCACGAACUCCGCAAUCUCUAAGCAAGCGCUACUUCCUCGACGCCUUUGCCGGCACUCCCCUAAAAAGAAAACGAGACGACAACGACAUCGGAACUACAAGCAGCUCAAAACGCAAAUUCGCCACUCCUGCCUUCCUACGAAGAUCUGUUCCACUUGCGCCUAUAGCAGAGCACAAUGCGGAAACAUCGACAUCAUUACUUCCACCUUUCAGGAAACGUGGUUUGGUGAGGAGUUUGAGCAGUAUUAUCCAAGGUCUAAAGAAGCAGGAAGAGAAGCGUAUGGAUGACGAAUGGGAUGUCAUGAAUGAGAUUGAGGAAGAGGAAGCGAAUGGAGGGCCGCUGCCGAAGAGACUCCCGGCCAACGUACAGGUUGAGGAUAGCCAGGAUGUUGUCGAGAUGCCGUUAGGUCCAGACCAGGCUUUUGAGUCGAGUGAGAGUGAGGAAGAGGAUAGGGGUACGGGGAGGAAGCCUUGGAAGAAGAAAGGUUUGAAGAGGCAGACGAGACGGGUUAAGAUGAAGCCUGUGGUUCAUAAGCCCCAAAAAGCCGAAGCCGAAGCUGAAGGAGAGGAAGAGGAGGAACCCGUGGCUGAAACUCAACUCCAGCAUGAUCCGAAUUCGGUAGAUGAGCUUGGAGACAGUGCAGCAGAAUCUGGUUCAGAUACGGAAAAGCAAGCUAGGGGAAAAGCAAAGCAGAAGUCGGCUGCAAAAACGAAAGGACAGGGGAAGGAAGUCGAGAAGGAUGAGUCCAAGAAGAAAGGCCGGAAGGUCGAUCCUCUGGCUCAUACGAACUUCAGAGCUCUUAAGAUCAAGAAUAAAAACUCCAAAGCGGGUGGCAGGAGAGGGAAAUUUGGCAGACGAUGA
Messenger RNA from Pseudocercospora fijiensis CIRAD86, 1377 nucleotides. RefSeq lists its product as uncharacterized. Gene Ontology annotation, cellular component: DNA replication preinitiation complex. The record is from RefSeq and is a predicted model, not a curated record. The transcript has 2 exons. Gene Ontology annotation, biological process: mitotic DNA replication preinitiation complex assembly; DNA replication initiation; double-strand break repair via break-induced replication. The coding region runs from base 1 to 1377 and encodes 458 amino acids. Lineage: Eukaryota; Fungi; Ascomycota; Dothideomycetes; Mycosphaerellales; Mycosphaerellaceae. Gene Ontology annotation, molecular function: DNA replication origin binding; single-stranded DNA binding.